UAGUCCGCUGGACACAGGUACAGACGGAGACCUUAGGCAAUCUGUGCUUGUGUGCUUGUGCUUUUUAGAUUGUUUACUUGUGGAGCUAAUGGUCAUCUGUUUUGUUUUUUUUAACUGUUUGUUGCUCUUAAAAAAGUAUGGGAAAGAUUUUUCUAUCACUCCUACUAGUCUCUCUUUUGGUGGAUAAAUGGUUUACAUAUGGAGCGUCCGUGUUCGUGUCGCCGCAGACGGCCAGCACGGUGUUGCGGCGGCAGCGCAGGUACAACAGCGGGCACCUGGAGGAGAUGCAGCGCGACAACCUGGAGCGGGAGUGCCUCGAGGAGAAGUGCACCUGGGAGGAGGCCCGGGAGGUGUUUGAGGACAACGCCAAAACGAUGGAGUUCUGGACUGGCUAUGUAGAUGGGGAUCAGUGCGAGUCCUCUCCUUGCCAGAACGGGGCGCGGUGCCAGGAUGGCAUGAGCUUCUAUGUGUGCUGGUGCCCCACUGGCUUUGGUGGGAAGAACUGCGAAAUAGAGAUCGCUCGUCAGUGUGACGUGGACAAUGGUGGCUGCACGCAGUUCUGCAUCGAAGAUAAGGUGCGGGGGCCCACCUGUGCGUGUGCACCUGGAUACCGGCGGGGGGCCGACAGGAUGACCUGCGAACCACUAAGUCAAUACUCCUGCGGCCAAAUUGCCAAAACCAUAAAGGACCAACUAUCUACAAGAUCCCUCACUGUUUCAGAAGCAGUUGACCUAAACAACGUGUCGUUCAACGCCAAUGUUAACAUGUCCACUCAAAUGCCCUCUGAGAACAACACCCUUGGCCUCACCAAUGCCACAGCGAGUCCAGUAGCACUGGAGGUCAACAGCACCCAGCUGCCAGCAGUGGACAAUCUGACAAUUCCGCUCCUGCAUUUGCCCUCGUCCAGAGACGGACGCAUCGUCGGCGGAAACGAGGCUACCCGAGGGGAAAUUCCGUGGCAGGUGGCUCUGAUCAAUAAAGCCUCCGGGAUGGUGUUCUGUGGCGGCUCACUACUGAGUGAUGUCUGGGUUGUCACGGCAGCCCACUGUAAAGUUGAGACUGAGGGCCAGGGACCUUUCUUCAUCCGACUUGGGGAACAUGACAAGCAUGUGGAUGAAAAAAGCGAGCGUGACCACGAGGUGGACAACAUCAUCCUGUACCACAAGUACGACGCCAAGAAAAGCCUCUACCACCACGACAUCGCCCUGCUCCACCUCCGGGACCCCGUCAUCUUCUCCGACUACAUCAUCCCCAUCUGCCUGGGCCCCAAGACCUUCACCGAGUUCCUCCUGCGGAACGCUGACAUGGCUCUGGUCAGCGGCUGGGGCAGAGUGCGCUUCGGUGGCCCUGAUUCGUCCACACUCCAGAAGGUUCAGGUGCCGUACGUGGACCGGACCGAGUGUAAAGGCAGCAGCACUGACCGUGUGUCGGGCUCCAUGUUCUGUGCCGGCUAUGACACCCUGGACAAGGACUCGUGCCAAGGGGACAGCGGCGGGCCGCACGCCUCCAUGUACAAGGGCACCUGGUUCCUCACGGGCAUCGUCAGCUGGGGAGAGGAGUGCGCCAAGGCGGGCAAGUAUGGCAUCUACACGCGCAUCUCCAAGUACUUCGACUGGAUCGCCAAUGUCACUGGCUUGGCCUUCGCCCCAUAAAGUGACCAAGGACCCAAAGCAAUUGAGAACAUGUCAAAAACAGGACUGUUGAAUGCCAUACUGUAGGCUUGUCUCAAUUUAUACAGUGACUAGUUUGUGCUGUUUUUUUUCAGUUAAACAACGUACAAAAGGGUCAAGGGUUGUGAAGGAAUAACUGUAAAAAAACUGAAAAUAACAUGUAAGCUUUCUUAACAUUCCAUUUGAUCCCAUCCAAAGAAUUCACUUAAAGAAACAAAUAAAGAUUUGUUGUCCCCUCAA
Sardina pilchardus (European sardine) is the source of this 1910-nucleotide messenger RNA. RefSeq names its product coagulation factor IX-like. The record is from RefSeq and is a predicted model, not a curated record. Gene Ontology annotation, biological process: proteolysis; blood coagulation. Lineage: Eukaryota; Metazoa; Chordata; Actinopteri; Clupeiformes; Clupeidae. Gene Ontology annotation, molecular function: serine-type endopeptidase activity; calcium ion binding. Gene Ontology annotation, cellular component: extracellular region. The coding region runs from base 138 to 1652 and encodes 504 amino acids. The transcript is spliced from 9 exons.